Messenger RNA from Anopheles maculipalpis, 1266 nucleotides. Its product is annotated as neuronal acetylcholine receptor subunit alpha-2-like. Bases 1 to 1266 code for a protein of 421 amino acids. Gene Ontology annotation, biological process: chemical synaptic transmission; monoatomic ion transmembrane transport; signal transduction. The record is from RefSeq and is a predicted model, not a curated record. Gene Ontology annotation, molecular function: neurotransmitter receptor activity; extracellular ligand-gated monoatomic ion channel activity; transmembrane signaling receptor activity. The transcript has 8 exons. NCBI's taxonomy places the organism in Eukaryota, Metazoa, Arthropoda, Insecta, Diptera, Culicidae. Gene Ontology annotation, cellular component: membrane; neuron projection; synapse.
AUGGGAAGUGUUAUCCUAAUGCUUACGAUAUUGUUACUAGUGCUAGUGCUGUUGCAAACUGCAAACUCCUACAUGUGCAAUAAAGAAACGAGCAAUGCGGACAAUUUGCUCAAGCAACAUCUGCUCUGUAACGGUUACGAUCCUAAGAUACGGCCUGCUAAAAGUGAAUUCGACACGAUCAACAUAACCGUGAUAGCUUUUGUGUAUAAUUUUGAUGUCGAGAUAUACUCAAGCACGAUGGAUGUGCAAAUGAAAUACUGGAUGAUAUGGAAUGAUCCUUCGUUACGGUGGAACGCUUCUGACUGGUCCAAUAUUACUAUGUUACGUCUCAAGACGAACGAAAUUUGGUUUCCACAAUUCGAACAUAUUAACGCCGAUUAUGAAGGAGAACCGGCUUUAUCCUGUUCCAAUCCACAUUGCUCACUGUACGAUACAGGAAGAGUAGUAUGCGUACCCAUUUGUUCCAUUACUACCUCCUGUACGAUAGACUUUUUGCGUUGGCCUUACAGCACAAUGGAAUGUCAGUUGUGGUUCUCGAACCAUGAUAAGGAGCUGAUAGAUGAAAUUAAUUUUGUUCUGGAGAAGAAAUACAUCGCCACAUACUACACUAAUGAACAUGGAGAUUGGUGUAUGCCUUCGUUUCAAACCAACCAAACAAUGUUGGACAUCCCAGGAGCUACCAAACGAUCGGUCUUGUUGUGGAAAUUUGGAUUACGGCAGACUCCUUAUACUGCAUUAGUAACGAUAUACUUUCCAACAUUCGUUCUAGUAAUGUUGAAUAUUUUCAUCUGCUGGUUGCAUUCUCAUGCGAGUGAAAAGACGAAGAUGAUUUUGUUAUCUUUGGUGUGCCACUCUCGUCUUCUUAGUGACAUGACAGUUAUCUCCUCUGAUGUACCAACCUGCUUGAUUUUUAUGCUCACUUCGAUGGUAAUGACUGCGCUGUUGUUUGUGAUCACACUGAUCCUUCGCUGGCUGAACGAUCUUCAUUCAACUCCACCAAAAAUUAUCAAACGUUGGACGGUGGGGCUUACUAAUACGCGAGUGAUGGAUUGGUUUCUCCGGACUGAGUAUCUUAGUCUUGUACACAAGCCUAUUGCAAUUACCAACUAUGUCGAGCUAAGGGACUGGCCAAUGAUUGUGAGAUUAGUCGAUCGUUCCGUAUUCGUGUUGUAUGCAUUCAUAUAUCUAUUGCUCUUCUGGAUAUACAUUCCAUUGCAGCAUGAUAAAUAUGACUCCGAUGAUGUUUUCGGUCUUUGUGCUAGUUGA